Molecule: messenger RNA, 708 nt
Organism: Colletotrichum godetiae
Lineage: Eukaryota; Fungi; Ascomycota; Sordariomycetes; Glomerellales; Glomerellaceae
Exons: 1
Coding region: 262-429 (55 amino acids)
Molecular function (GO): protein binding
Source: RefSeq, a predicted model, not a curated record
ACUAUGAUAGGCGGCGUUGAUGUAAGUGACCAGAUAAGGAAUGAUUACCAGUACAGCACCCUAUUCGUCGAGGCGGCUGGCAGGCAGUUGCUUGGAAUUCCUUGCUUGAAGUGAUUAAUACUGUGAAUAGCUUCCUUAUACAGUGUGUGGUAAGGCUUACUAGAAGUCUGUCAAGAAAUACUUUGAAUGGCGGAAAGCCGCUUUUGGGUUUUUGAUGAUGCUUCUUCUGAAAGUAUGUCGGCGGUAACUUAGGCGGCCAAGAUGCUAGAAGGAAGGAAGACAAGUGUGCGCGGUGCAAGUCGAGGGCCAGCCCGGGCUGCGAGGAUUCAAAAGAUAGAAGUGCUUGAGUUACACCAGGAGGUUCUUAGCAAGAGGCACCCCGACACGAUCUACAGCAUGGCUGAACUCGCAUCAACAUACAGCGCCUAGGGAAGGUACGACGAGGCGGAGAAGAUCGAAAUUGAAGUGCUUGAGCUACGCCAGGAAGGUCUUGGUAAGAGCCACCCCGAGGCGAUCAGGAGGAGCAUGGCUGAACACGCGAUAUCACACCAUGCCUAAGGGCACAAUGAUGCUAUUCGUAUGCUGUUGUUACAAGCGAACGUGGACCCGGACUCUUGCGACGGCAACAGCCGUACUUGGGCCGCUAGAAAAAGCUAUGUAGCUAUUGCACCUUUUCUCCUCUUGCGACCAAAAAGGUGGAUAUCAUUU